This is a messenger RNA of Plasmodium malariae, 3168 nucleotides long. RefSeq names its product conserved Plasmodium protein, unknown function. Bases 1 to 3168 code for a protein of 1055 amino acids. Gene Ontology annotation, molecular function: mRNA binding. The transcript has 3 exons. The record is from RefSeq and is a predicted model, not a curated record. Lineage: Eukaryota; Apicomplexa; Aconoidasida; Haemosporida; Plasmodiidae.
AUGUAUAUCCUUUCUAAUAAUACCACCUCUGUUUUCUCGUCCGCACAUAACUCUUUAAAGCGUGUCUGUUACACUCAUCAUUUCGUUUGUACGUUCCAAAAUUUCGUUUCAAAAAAUGCUGCUCCGAAAACAGAAAGAAAUGGUCGACCGGUCGAUUUAACUGAUAACGUUGAUUCACUGGUAGAAAAGAUUUUAGGUGUAGUACAUUAUUUGGAGGAUGUAAAUAAUUAUGUUAUAGAUUUUAAAAAAGAAUUAUUAACAAAGCUGGAAUACCUAGUACAACAUGAUGCAGCUUUGUAUGAAUCUUAUGAACACAACGAAAAUAUAUUCAAUGAAAUAUAUACCUAUAAUGAGAGUAAAUUGAGUAGAUAUUCAAAAUACUUGGAUGACUUGAAGAAUGAAAAACUAGAAAUAUUUAAUAAUACCAUAAAUAACAUUCAGAAGGAGAAUAUAUAUUACGUGAACUUUGUUUACAAAAACCUCCUUACCAAAAUUGAUCUCCUGAGUGACCUCAAUAAGAAGAAACUGGACAAGGAGAAGAGAAGAAAUUUGCACGAACUGACCAAGUACUUGGACAGGCUGAAAGUUAAGCUGCUAGGCAUACAAAAGCUAUUCAACAAGGUGUUAAUAGAAAAAUCAGUAACAAUCAAAAAGGCAAAUGACGAAAAUAGAGGACUGUUUGAAUUAUCUGCUAGCGAUUAUUUGCAUGGAAAUAGCAACUUUGACACGUUUUCAAGUUACGUAAUAAAUGAUUUUUUACUAAAUGAUAAAAGAAUAAAUGUAGUCAAUUACAACAAUAAUUCUUUUUUUAAGAAUAAUUUUAUGUAUUUCAAUUUUUUGUUCAAUUAUAUGAAGGAAAGGAGCGACAAUGACAGCAAGCGUGUGAAUAGCAAGAAUGUGAGUAAUAAAACAAAUGUGUAUAAUAGGAACAAUUUUAACGUUUACAUUUAUUUGAAAGACCCGCUAAUAGAGGAGCAUGAUAUGUCUUACUUGGGUUACUACGUGGUUGCUGACUUGUACAUAAUUGAUGUUAUUAUAAAGAAUGUUGAACGCAUUGCUGAGAAUAAGUGGAAUAGUAAAAAGGUAUAUACAGAUGUGUUAGUGUGUAUAGAUAAUUAUAUAGUUAAAUAUAAUGUACUGUCUAGUAAUAUUUAUUUAGAUAUGCAAGCGGACAUUAAGCCCAUUUUUAAAGGUAGUAGUAGUAGUAAUGGUAGUAGUAGUAGUAGUAGUAAUGGUAGUAGUAGUAGUAGUAGUAAUGGUAGUAGUAGUAAUGGUAGUAGUAGUAGUAAUGGUAGUAGUAGUAGUAAUGGUAGUAGUAGUAAUGGUAGUAGUAGUAAUGGUAGUAGUAGUAGUAGUAGUAGUAGUAGUAGUAGUAGUAGUAGUAAUGGUAGUAGUAGUAGUAAUGGUAGUAGUAGUAAUGGUAGUAGCAGUAGCAGUAGUUAUAACAACUCAGUUGAAGAGAAAAAAAUUGCAGUUAUUCUUGCACAGCUAGAAAGAAAAAAGAGAUUGAAUUAUAGAAAUACAAUUUUUAAGGAUGAUUAUUAUAAAAAAAUAGUCGAAAAAAAAAUAAAAAAGGACGAAAGGAAAAAAGGUUUGAAUUAUGGUAUAUAUAAUAAAUCUACUUUAUCAUAUAUUAGAAAGAAAAAUAUAUUUUUUGAUUCAUACAAAGAAUAUUAUAAAAAAUUUUUAUCCUUAUAUACGUAUGAAGAAAUAUUCAAUAUCAUGUGUAGUAACAACAAUAAGUGUAUUAGCAGUAUUAUUAACUCCUUAAAUGUUGUUAAUAGCAAUACUUUUAUUUUAAAAAGUCAUUUGAAAUUAAAAAAGGAGUUGAAAAAGUUCUUUCAGACGAAUCAGAACAAACUGCGUUAUAAAAUAAAUUCGGGUGCUACUUGUCCGAGUGUUGAUAAUUAUCUGCUUAGAAAUGAGUCCAAAGUUGAUGCCGCAAUUAGCGGUAGUGUUAUGAACUGUAGCGGAGCAAAUGACAAUACGGAACAUAUCAACAAGGUACAUGAGGACCAUUUGAAUAAAUGUCCAGUACAAAGCAGUAACAUAUUUAUUAACAAAGAAAUGUGUGUGAGAGAGUUGAAUACACGCCCAGUGCUUGACAAUGAUGACCAUUUUAUCAAUAUGAACAAUGUUGAUGAUUAUUUGAAUACAUAUUAUGUGUCUUAUCAUGAAUCCUUUAAAGUAGUUAAAAAAGAGCACUACUUUUCUGUUUUAUCGCACAUUUUUGAGACUUAUUUAAAAAAUGCACACUCAAAUGAUAUCAUUAAUAGGUACCCAUACUUAAAAAGUACGAGUAAUAUUACUAUUCAUUUUUUGGGCAUGUUACCUGAGAUUAUGAAACUUUCCAAAACGUCCAAAUACUGCGAUUCUUUGUAUGCCUUGGGAAAUACCUACCUACAGAAGGGGACAGAAUUUGAACGUGAGGAACAGGGGGAAGAAGAUGCAGAGGCGGAUGGGAUAGGAGAUAAAGCGGCGGAAGAGAGAGAUGACAAAAGGGACGAAGUAAUAAACACCGAGAUAAGCACUGAAAUUGCGUUUUUAAAAAAGUAUAAUAAUAAGUACAUGCAACUGUUUCAGCAUCACUUAGAAGAAGAGAUAAAAUUUAUCAAUUAUUUUGAAAUUUUGAUACAGAAAAAGAUGGCAAUUAUUGUUGAAGAAAAUGAGUUUUUAAAAUUAUAUAUUUUUUAUGGUAAGAAGAGUUUACCGAAUUUACCUUAUACUCCCAUUUUUUUUAGCUGUAGAACAAUUAUUAAGAUAGAAGUAUUAAGAGAUGUUAAAACAAAGCAAAUAAUAUACUCCAGUAGAUCUUUCUUUUUAGAAACGUUAAUAACUUUAAAAGAAUAUAAAAUUAGGAAUGAAAGUGCAUAUAUAAUCAUCGAAACUUCAGAUGAAAAGAGUUCAAUAAAGAAAAGAUUAAAAAUGGAAAUGCUUUAUCGUAUGUCCCCCAUGUCACAUAUAAAUGCUUACAUUAUUUCUAAUAAAGGCAGAGAGACUGUAUAUCACAAAGGAAAUGUUUAUCAGAGAUCUGCCAGCGAUAUUAAGCAUGUUAUCAGUGAUAUUCGAAAUGACUUUUUAAAUAUUAUACUACCGCAGUAUAACUUAUUCGAUCUCUUUGACAGUCACAUAUAUAUUAUUAUAUGUUUAAGGAAUGAAAACUGCUGA